This is a messenger RNA of Vidua macroura (Pin-tailed whydah), 2445 nucleotides long. It is a transcript of the gene IQUB, whose product is annotated as IQ motif and ubiquitin domain containing. The record is from RefSeq and is a predicted model, not a curated record. Lineage: Eukaryota; Metazoa; Chordata; Aves; Passeriformes; Viduidae. The coding region runs from base 316 to 2340 and encodes 674 amino acids. Gene Ontology annotation, cellular component: acrosomal vesicle; motile cilium. The transcript has 12 exons. Gene Ontology annotation, biological process: cilium assembly.
GGGCAGGGGCAGGGUGCGGGGGUCCCAGCCGUGCGCCGAGCGGCGGCCGCACCCCCGGCCCCGGUGCGCACUGAGCCAGGGGCCCGCCCGCCCGAGCGGUUUGGCAUCCCCGAGCUCCCCCCGGGAGCUGCGUCCCGAGUCGUGCGGGUUUGGUUGUGGUUUUGUAUUGAGGAACGUGGGCUUAGGACUCUUCCAGCCCGAAUAAUUUCGGUGGCAACUCGGAAAACCGUAACGGUGUGCUGUCUCUGGGUAAUGACCCCUUGGACCAUCUUGUUCUAUAGAAAGGUUAAAAGCGUGCAACUGAUGCUUUAGGAAAUGGAAGAUGCAUCCGAUGGCUUUGAAGUUGCUACAUCUGAAGGGUCAGGUGCAGAGCAAUCACCUGCAUCCUCACAAGGAAAAGCAGUCGGAGAGGCUGGGGAUCCAGCAGAGAAGCCUCUGCUUCCAGAACCUGCAGGCACUGCACAGUCAGAGGAGGGCUGGGACCAGCAGUCUCCUUCUCAAAAUUCAGUACUACCAGAUAAUAUAGCAAAUGGGACAGAGACAGCAAGCAUGAUUGAGGAUAAUGAAACACUUGGGAAGACUAAUUCUGAUGAAACCGUCCAGUCUGAGAAUCAGGAACGUUUCCCUGGAGAAGUCAUUCAAAAGGAUUACCACAUGCCUGAUGUCAUAACUGUCAGAAUACAAACUGGUUCGAAUUCAUUUCAAGAAGUAGCUGUAAAAGUUGAAAGACCUACCUAUAAUAAACCUUUUCUGGGUGGAUUUAGGAACAUGUCAACAGGAGUGGAAUUUCAUAAUGCAGGAUCACAAACAAAACCCAAAAAACGACCUGACAAAGGAAUUCAGUUAUUUUGUAGAGAAACACAGACGGUUGUGGAAAAAAAUACACAACAACAAACAAGAAAUACAACAUCGACACAGAUGACUAAAAUUGGCCUUUAUGUAUCAAACAUGACUGACAAGCUAAUAACUCCUGGGAAGUAUUUUACAGCGGAGGAAUACCAUAAACGUAGACUUGAAGCAGUAAUAGUAUUACAGAAAUAUUUCCGUCGUUGGCAUGCAGUAAAUUUAGUACAAAAUCUGAAGGAACAAAAGAGGUCAAGGCUGGCAAGGGAGGCACAAGAAGAAUUACAGAAAAAAAGAGAGAAAGAAGAAAAAUUGAGGAGGGAAUAUGAGAAAAAACUGAACCCUAAAACAAAAGAAGACUUUGAGCUACUGUACCAUGACUUGGAAUUGUGGAUGCAGGAGGAGACUGAGCGAAUUAACAGAACUCUUACUGGAGCUAAAAGAAAGGCAGCACUUUGUGCACUUCUGGAAGAAGAGACACAGCUCAUUGCUUGCAUUGGGAUGCACAAACUAAAUGCCAAUGUGGAGAAUCAACAAAAAGCAAUACUGCACUUUCUGGUUAAGUGUGCACAGCCCAGGAGGUGGAAAGCAUUUGAUGGAAAAAUCACUGAAAUGGAUACACAGAACUCACUCCGUGGUAAAGAACUACUUGAAAUCUACCGCAGCAUUAACACAAGGGGCAUCCCAAAAGAUGAGAGAACAUCUGUGCUGUUAACACUCAAAUGGACAGUGAAGGAACAUGAAUGUAAAUUAACACAGGAAAUAGUGGCAUUAAUUGACAGGGAAAUUGAUCUUAUGUCAAGAGAGGUGAAAGAAUGCAACUUGGAAGGACUGAGGAAAAGAAUUUGUACAUUAUUUCUCCAGUACAUCAAAAUUCCAGAGUUUAACCCUCAGGUUGCUGGGUUAAUUAAGGUUCCACAAGAUCCCUUAAAGCUUUAUAAAAAUGUUUACUUCUGUCAUAGCUGCGAAAAGUACUUAGCACCUACUGAGUUUCCCAUUCCUGCGAAUUCCCACACUAUUGGCAGAUGUCGCUCAUGUUACCAGCUUGAUAAUGAGGCUCGGCAACGAGAAGCAUAUUUCAAGUACAGACUUAUACUAGAAAAUCUCAGGAAGUCUGAAGUUGAUUACCAGGAUGAUAGUAAAAUUGUUUUCUUAGUUCAGCUUCCAGAUAUGCAGUACCUGAUUGAGAACAUAUGGAACUGCCAGUCAGCUCUCAGUGCCUGCAGUGACCUGUAUGAUUUGGUUAUGGUCAGGUGGGAUAAGCAGCAUGAGUGGUCUCCAUGGAACACUAUUCUCCUCACUAAAGAAGAGGCAGAUGCACAUCUUAAGCUGUGUAACCUUCAGAAGACUUAUGAAGCUCCAUUUAUUUACAGAAUAGAACAAAAGCAUAUCCGGGCAAAAAACUACUUUGCUCAGAUUCCUGUGAUGUCAUCAUUUUUGCAUAGAAGUAGCAAUCAGUCUAAUGCAAAUUCCUGCAAAAAAAACAUAGUUCUUUGAAGUUAAAGAAGUGAACUAAAUUCCUAGGUUUUAAAGAAAUAUACUUUUUCAUCAAUACCCUAAUUGUAUUACACAGAUCAAAAUAAACUUCUAAGGAUAAAAUAA